GCUAGGUACGAGGUGCAGCCAACGUAGAUGUUGAUCCAAGCGAGGUAUGUUCCCUCCUACCAAACAUGCCUACGAUAGCUGGAACCGACAAUGCCCCGAAGCAGCAUAAAUACUUCUUCUUUGCCUGCCUUCACAGAAGUAUCCAAAAUCAGUCCUUACUAUCUAUUGCGACCUAUCGCUACGCGAACAAUCCUAGCUACCAUGGCCGCUCCGAACCGCAGACCCGAAUACGAAACUUCUGGCACCGGUGGUAAUGCUGAUGCACAUGAUGGAUGCUGGAGAGGAAGCGGCCAAGCUGUCACCGGCGGUAACGGCACCGGUGGUAACAUUCAGAUGCCGGCAAGCCGUGCGGAUGCCAGCAUCAAGAUGACAGGGACGGGAGGCAGUGCCAGAGCGAAUGCCGGGGGCGCUGCAAAGGGUGGCGAUGCAAGGGGUGGCAACCUCACAAUUACUUGAUUUGAUAUGAAACUGAC
This is a messenger RNA of Aspergillus eucalypticola CBS 122712, 473 nucleotides long. RefSeq lists its product as uncharacterized. The record is from RefSeq and is a predicted model, not a curated record. Bases 202 to 456 code for a protein of 84 amino acids. The transcript has a single exon. Lineage: Eukaryota; Fungi; Ascomycota; Eurotiomycetes; Eurotiales; Aspergillaceae.